AUGAACAAGCUUCGGACCUUCUCUCGCAAAGAGGCGGCGUCGCCGCCGAAGGAAAAGUCGUCGCUCCCCAAACGCGUGGAGACGGCGGAGUCCAGGGGCGAGCUGAGCCCGGCGCUGUCGCCCAUCGCCACGCUGCUGUCUGCGCAGGCCCAUCGCAGAUACCACGAGGGAGUGUUUAUGAUUUUGAAGGAUUUGGACUCGGAGGGCCAGCCCGCCGAGCGCAAAUGGGAGGAGGUGUACGGUGUUCUCACGGGCAACCAGCUAGCGGUUUACAGAGUCGAGGAGAUGGAAGAGGUGCCGUCGGUCGAUUCGGCUAGCAAGCCCUCAUACAUAAAUUUCACGGACGCCACAUUCAAGGCGAUCGACCAGCUGCCCUCGUCAGCGGGCAACCUGAACAACGUCAUCAUCGUGUCGACCACGCUGAAAAAUAGGUAUCUGAUUCAGAUCUCGUCCACCGAGCAGUUCCGACGGUGGCACGCGGCCUUUCGACUCGCAGCGGCAGAAUACCGCCUGUUGCAAGAGGCGUACACGGGAGCGCUGUUGAGCGCGCGCGGGUCGCUGCUGUCGGACAUCAAGGUCAUUUUGGCAGAGACGAAGUUCGAGCACGAGGAGUGGACGAGCGUCAGAUUCGGCGCCGGCAUGCCCUGGAAGCGGUGUUUCACGGUGAUCGAGCCUCCAGCGAAAAAGAGCAAAAAGAAGUUUGUGCCUGGCCGCGUCGUUUUCUACGAGUCGGAGAAAAAGGGCAAGAAGCUGGCCAUGGCCACCAUCACCGACGCCAACUCCAUCUAUGCCGUGUAUCCGCAGAACUACGCCGUCAUCGACCACAGCACGAUGAUCAAGCUGGACGGCUCUAUUGUGUUCUCCAAGUCGGAAGGCACGAAGGACUGCUCCAUCUUCUUGAUGCCCGACCAGCACUCGUCGGUGCCCGGUUACGACACGCUGAUCCGGUUCCUCAUCCCGCUGCUGGACGCUUUCCAUCUGUACGGACGACCAAAAGCCCUGAAUGCCAAUAAGCUCGAUCCGAAUUCGCUGCUCUUUGCGCUGCCGGUGCUGCCCAAGGUGCACUACCUUGAGGUGGACGAUCUGAUGCAGCUUACAGCCAGUGCCACCACGAGCUCCUGGACCUCGUACCAAUGGCAGCAGGGCGUGAAGGACAUUUUGAUACCAAAGGUGGCCAAGGGCUACGACGGCUGCGGCUCAGUCGAGGGCACAGCUGGAGCCCUGGGGAUGCUGGAGUUUUCAAGAGACCUUGCUGCUGGCAAAGUGCGGUCUUUCUCGAACCCACAGUCUCCUACGAUGACUCCAAAGCCGCAGUUUGGAUUCGACAGGGAGAGACACUCGUCGGGCCUGGCAAAAGAGACUCCAAAGGCAGAGGAAAGGAACCUGUCUGAGAGCAUUGUGGACGUGAAAGCCAACGAGGACAGCGGCUCGUUGUACUCUGAACUGCGAUUCAGACAGCGCGAUGAGCAAAUGCAGACCCCUGAACUGCAGCCAGCUAGAGAACCGCACAAGAAACAGUCUUCACCGGGCGGUCUGGCAAAGAUCUACUCCAAGUACGCCCAGCUGCCUGACUACGACCAGCUGAACGACUCGCUGGCCAACCUGGACGUGAACGAAGACGCAAUCGAGGACCUGUAUCCUAAGGAGGAAUCGGAGGACGAGGAAGACGACGACGACGACUACGACAUCCAGAUCAUCAACCCAAGGACCAAGACCCCAGCGAUAGUCAAGUCGUCUCCGUCGCCAGGACCCGAUACCACCCCAACAGCGAGACCGCACGCGCCAUACGGCCAGCCGAACCCGCGGUACGGCAGCACGUCCUCGCUGGCGUCGUCGACGGACUCUGGUGACCGCUCCGACAGAAGAGCUCUUUCUCAGGAGCGAGUCGUUUCUCCGUUCACGGCGUUCAACAAGUCGUACCAAGAAGCCAUCCAGCCCAGCUUUGCGUACCAGGCGCCGCCUGAGCCGCAGAACUCGACGGUUCUCGAAGUGCCGAGACAGAGAGCGACUAGACAGGACCCAGGAAGCGAAAGCUCGUAUGCUUCGGCCGUACAGCUGGAGGACCCGCCCCAAAGACCGUCCCAGCCAUACUACGAACCACAGAGGUCCGGCUCGUCCGGCUCUGUCGAGUACAGACCGGCACAGCAAAAACCACAUUUCCAGCGAGCUCCUCCAAACAACAUAGUCUCGCAGCAGGUGGCGUACGGCGGGUACCAGAACACCCAGCUGCAGCCUGUGCCGGGCCAAAAGCUACAGUCUCCAUACAAUCCGCAGGGCCCCUCCGUGUACGAAUACCAGGCUGCUCCUCGGCCUGCGCCGCCGUCUGCAGGGUACGUGAACGGCUAUGUCGCUCCGCAGGCGCCAGCGGCCAACAUGUCGUCUCCGCGCCGCAGACCGCCGCCGCCGCUGAAUCACUCGCAGCAGUACUAUCCACAGUCGCCAAACGUGAACCCGCACGGCUUCUAUCCGCAGCAGUACGCCAGACCGUACGCAGAGCCGGCGAUCCAGCCGCAGCAGCCGCAGCAGCCGCGCAGAGACAAGAACAACCCGUACGCGCUGGCCAAGAGCGCGCACGAGACCACCGUCUCGUACCACAAGAACCCGUACUCCAGCUAA
Molecule: messenger RNA, 2616 nt
Organism: Ogataea angusta
Lineage: Eukaryota; Fungi; Ascomycota; Pichiomycetes; Pichiales; Pichiaceae
Exons: 1
Coding region: 1-2616 (871 amino acids)
Source: RefSeq, a predicted model, not a curated record